CGUUUUCCACCGUUCCAGCAGUCAUUAAACAAUCAUGGCGGACUACCGAGAGGCGCCCUUGGCCACUCGGCCAAAAACAUUGGAUCCAAACGAAUAUUUUAACCUUUCGCCGGAGCAGAGGCGUGCCGAAGAAGCCAGGGGUGCACUGCGAGCAAAUCUGAAGCGCCAAUAUCAGCUGCAACUCAAUAAUCCGCACAGAAAAGAGCUCAUUGAAGACCCUGCCUUGACACGCUGGGUGUACGCACGAGGCAAUCCCUACGCACACUUCAGGCCUACAAACAAGACCUCUCUGCUGGGUGCAAUGUUUGGAGUUGUACCUCUCUUUGCCCUCUACUACAUCUUCAAGACAGACAGGGAUAGGAAGGAGGAGCAAAUUAAGGCCGGUACCCUCGAGCGCAAGUUCAGUUUGUCAUCCUGAGCCCGGGUGUAGAAAGACCCUCGUCCUGUGUGUUCUAGAGAUGAUGUCCAUGUGUGUAAUUAUUAUUAACCGAAUAAAAUUAUAUUGUCAAACCAGAGUUACGCGGCUUUCAUGUGUGAAAGUACCAUUUGCAUGUCUGCAGUUAUACACAGAGGCAACGAGGAUCUACUUGGAGACUGAAGGACUCGAUUCCCCCUUCUCACAUAAGUUCAGAUUGGCACAGGAAAAGAAAAUGCAAGACAUGCUGAUAUCAAUGAUCCCCAUUUCACAUAAAGCAAGACUAUAUAUAGUCCAAUAAAGAAGCACUGUAGUGUCAUUUAGAUAUUAAAGGAUAAUGGCAAUAUUGGUACAACAGUGGUCAGGGUCAUUAGUGGUCCUACCAAACACCUCUUAGUAAAACAGAAUGCUGGUCUAAGGUUGCCUCUUAUUGUUCCUUAAUUUUGCUGUUAUGUUUCUUAAAAAUAAAAAUACACAUGUGACGACAA
Neolamprologus brichardi is the source of this 903-nucleotide messenger RNA. It is a transcript of the gene ndufb4, whose product is annotated as NADH:ubiquinone oxidoreductase subunit B4. The record is from RefSeq and is a predicted model, not a curated record. Lineage: Eukaryota; Metazoa; Chordata; Actinopteri; Cichliformes; Cichlidae. Gene Ontology annotation, cellular component: respiratory chain complex I; mitochondrion.